AGGUAGGGACCGAGCUGGCUCACAAGCCCUCCCUGUUCUGUGACAUGUCUGUUUCCUGUUUCUCCCCCAUCAGGAGCAGUUUCAGUCUCAACUUCAAAAGAACAAACACGCACUCAAAACAAAGGAAGACGGUCCUCGACUGCAGAGGAAGCAGGAAGCUGUCGGCCCAGCUCUGAGCCCAGCUGCUGGAGCCCCGAGCAGCGGCAUGGAGUCCGUGGCCCUGUAUAGCUUUCAGGCUACAGAGAGCGACGAGCUGGCCUUCAACAAGGGAGACACACUCAAGAUCCUGAACAUGGAGGAUGACCAGAACUGGUACAAGGCCGAGCUCCGGGGUGUCGAGGGGUUUAUUCCCAAGAACUACAUCCGCGUCAAGCCCCAUCCGUGGUACUCGGGCAGGAUUUCCCGGCAGCUGGCCGAAGAGAUUCUGAUGAAGCGGAACCAUCUGGGAGCCUUCCUGAUCCGGGAGAGCGAGAGCUCCCCAGGGGAGUUCUCUGUCUCUGUGAAGAUUAAGAGCCUUAACCUAGGAAUGGAGGAGCCCGGGUUCGAACCCGCAUCUGGGGCGCUGGGAGUGUGAUUCCUCCCAGGGCUGCCGGGUUUCUUAGUCGCAUCUCAAGGCAGCCCCAACGGGCAGCGCCCCAUCCUAUGGCCGCCUCUGCCCUCUUGCGGCGGCUUCCGGAACUACAGGUCGCAUUCCGGUCCCAGAAGUGAAUGAGGGGUCCCCCGGGGGCUGUGCUAAGGACGGCCUGUGGCAGGGCCACUCCACACCCCUCAGCGUCCAGGCCACACAGACACAGAAUGCAAGAGAGAGACUGACCCACCCACGCACCGGUACUCAUAGACGCAGAGACCGAGGCACAAAUGACGGGAUUGCCGCAGACCGGCCAGGAGCAGGGACAGACAGCGGCUCCGCAGACUCUGGUGGGACUGGGCUGACGCCACUCUCGUGUUUUCACCACACCCUCUCUCAACUAUAACUACCUAAUAAAACUUAAAAUUGUUCUAUAAAUAGAUGGGGGGGCGUGUUUGUUCGUUUGUUUGUUGAGAUAGGGUCUCGCUCUGUCCCCAGGCUGGAGUGCAGUGGCGCAAUCUCGGUUCAUUGCAACUUCCCCCCUCCCGGGCUCAAGCAGUCCUCCCACCUCAGCCUCCCAAGUAGCUGGG
This is a messenger RNA of Pongo pygmaeus (Bornean orangutan), 1158 nucleotides long. Its product is annotated as GRB2-related adapter protein-like. The record is from RefSeq and is a predicted model, not a curated record. The transcript is spliced from 4 exons. Gene Ontology annotation, molecular function: protein binding. Lineage: Eukaryota; Metazoa; Chordata; Mammalia; Primates; Hominidae. Bases 206 to 574 code for a protein of 122 amino acids.